Messenger RNA from Thyridium curvatum, 1179 nucleotides. RefSeq lists its product as uncharacterized. NCBI's taxonomy places the organism in Eukaryota, Fungi, Ascomycota, Sordariomycetes, Thyridiales, Thyridiaceae. Bases 1 to 1179 code for a protein of 392 amino acids. The record is from RefSeq and is a predicted model, not a curated record. The transcript has 5 exons.
AUGUCGCAGACUUUAGUCUUUCUCAGCCUCGCUUUGGCGGCGACGACUGCCGUGGCCCAAAAGGCCAGCACCACGUCCAGCGCGCCCGCCACGACCCAUACCGUUGCUGUUGGUGCCAGAACACAGAACGGCUUCAAGUUUGAACCAGACAAUGUCAAGGCCUCCGUUGGCGAUAUCAUUGAAUUCAACUUUUACCCGGGCGGCCACUCGGUAGUCCGCGCUGAUUACAAGAGACCUUGUAUUCCUUGGGAACUCUCGGGCGUGAAUAGGCAACCGGGCUUCUUUUCAGGCUUCCAGAAUCCGCAUGUCUAUUCCGGAGAUGGCCCCAAGUUCCGCGUCCGGGUGAAUGACACGGAUCCCAUCUUCUACUACUGCUCGGCUCCUGGCUCGUGUUUCGAGCAAAAUAUGGUUGGAGUCAUCAAUGAGGUGGGCCUUUUCUUCCCUUCUGGUGCUUGUAAAGACAAGGCAGCUAAUGAAGCCAUGCAGAGAGAGAAUGCGACGCUCAAGGUCCAGAAAGAGUUUGCCGCCAAUGCCACCUUCCAGCUCAAUCCAGGCGAGCCGCUUCCGUCCGAAACUUCGAGCACCAAGCCGGCCCAGUCAUCCAGUCCUCCUGCCUCGGGUUCGGACUCAUCCUCGCACGGCUCGUCGCUCAGCGCCGGCGCCAUCGCCGGCAUCGCCAUUGGCGGGGCCGCCGUGCUCCUCCUGGCCGGCGCUCUGCUGUACCUAUGCGGCAGGAGGGAACGGCUGGACAGCCUCAUGCACAGGCGUGACAGGAACUCGUACGCCGUGCCCCCUACGACGACGGAGAACAAGUACGACCCGAGGAGCCCCGGCCAGGAGACCUUCAAUUCCCACUCGCCCUACUCGGUCCGCGACCCGUAUGGACCGGGACCGCACAGCCCGCCGAUGCAUUCGCACUACACCGGCACUCCGCCGCCGCCCAUGAGCCCCGGACACUCGCCGUACAACACGCACCAGGGCAUGGCCCCCCCGCCGCCCAUGUCAGGCGGGCAGCCCGGUCACGGAGGCUACUACCCGACACAGUCACCGCCGCCACCGCCCGUGGAGCUGGCUGCCUCGUCGGACCCGGGCAACUCGCCGCUCCCCAGCUACAGAAACGAGAGGGCGCUGUCAUGGGGCCAAGGGCCGGAAGUUGCGUUCCGGCCGGGGGCGAAAUAA